This is a messenger RNA of Oncorhynchus keta (chum salmon), 2976 nucleotides long. RefSeq names its product cholecystokinin-like. The transcript is spliced from 4 exons. The record is from RefSeq and is a predicted model, not a curated record. Lineage: Eukaryota; Metazoa; Chordata; Actinopteri; Salmoniformes; Salmonidae. The coding region runs from base 130 to 543 and encodes 137 amino acids. Gene Ontology annotation, molecular function: neuropeptide hormone activity. Gene Ontology annotation, biological process: digestion. Gene Ontology annotation, cellular component: extracellular region; axon.
ACACACACACACAGUGUGGAGAGCAGGGGUGUAUAUAAGGGGUGUCUCUCUGAGCGGAGAAGUUCCUCCAUCCCUUUCUCACACACACUCCUCCAACUCUCUCUCUCUGUCUCCAUCUCUUUACUGACGAUGACUGCAGGGUUGUGUAUGUGUGUUCUGCUGGUGGUCCUGUGCACUAGCUGUUCAGGACGCGCCCACUUCUCUCCCCCCCUCCAAGAGGGCAGCCCUGCCCUGCCCCCUCCCUCUGAAGCACGUCUCGAAACCAAAGCCCACUUCCUCUCCGAGCCAUACCUCAGACAUACUCACUCCUCUCCUUUGGUCAAUACCAACCCAUAUAUGGGAGAAGGCAGAAACUCCAGAGCCAAACUCAGUGAACUGUUGGCUAGACUCAUCUCCUCACAGAAAGGUUACAUCAGUGGGAACUCAACAGUGAAGAGCAGAGCCAGCGGUCUCAGUGCUAACCACCUGAUAAAAAACCGAGACUACACCGGGUGGAUGGACUUUGGCCGCCGCAGCGCAGAAGAAAAGGAGCACUCCUCGUAGAAAAGUAGUCCCUCUCCACAAGAAAAGAACAAGUCACUGUCUCGUCAUGAGAGUGUAUUUAUUCUGUAUUUGAUGUACAUUUCUUUGUAAACACCAUAUGAUGCAAUAUACAGCAUCUACAGUGACAAGAACAAGUUUGUGAACCUCUUGGAAUUACCUGGAUUUCGGCAUAAAUUGGUCAUCAAAUUUGAUCUGACACAGCGUGCUUAAACUAAUAACACGCAAAUAAUUGUAUUUUUCUUGUCUAUAUUGAAUACAUAAUUUAAACUUUCCCAGCGUAGGUUGGGGAAAGUAUGUGAACCCCUAGACUAAUGACUUCUCCUAAAGCUAAUUGGAGUCAGGAGUCAGCUAACCUGGAGUCCAAUCAAUGAGACGAAAUUGGAGAAUUUGGUUAGAACUGCCCUGCCCUAUUCACAAGGAUCAUUGCCUGAUCUGAACCAAGCCUCGAACAAAAGAGAUCUCACAAGACCGAAUAUUAACAAUUGUUGACCUGCAUAAAGCUGGAAAGUGUUAUAAAACUAUCUCUAAAAGCUGUGAUGUUCAUCAGUCCACGGUAAGACAAAUUGUCUAUAAAUAGAGAAAGUUCAGCACUGUUGCUACUCUCCCUAGGAGUGGCCAUCCUGCAAAGAUGACUGCAAGAGCACAGUGCAGAAUGCUCAACGAAGUUAAGAAGAAUCCUAGUGUCAGCUAAAGAUUUACAGACAUUUCUGGAACGUGCUAACAUCUCUGCUGACGAGUCUAUGAUACAUAAAACACUAAACAAGAAUGGUGUUGGUGGGAGGGCACCACAGAAGAAGCCACUGCUGUCCAAAAAACAUUACUGCACGUCUGAAGUUCGCUAAAGUGCACCUGGAUAUUCCACAGCGCUACUGGCAACAUAUUCUGUGGAUAGAUGAAACUACAGUUGAGUUGUUUGGAAGGAACACACAACACUAUGUGUGGAGAACAAAUAGGCACAGCACACCAACAUCAAACCCUCAUCCCAACUGUAAAGUCUGGUGGAGGGAGCAUCAUGGUUUGGGACUGCUUUGCUGCCUCAGGGCCUGGACAGCUUGCUAUCAUCGACGGAAAAAUUAAUUCCCAAGUUUAUCAAGACAUUUUGCAGGAGAAUGUAAAGCUAUCUGUCCGCCAAUUGAAGCUCAACUGAAGUUGGGUGAUGCAACAGGACAACGACCCAAAACACAGAAGUAAAUCAACAACAGAAUGACUUCAUCAGAAGAAAAUACACCUUCUGGAGUGGCCCAGUCAGAGUCCUGACCUCAACCCCAUUGAGAUGCUGUGGUAUGACCUCAAGAGAGCAGUUCACACCAGACAUCCCAAGAAUAUUGCUGAACUGAAACAGUUUUAUAAAGAGGAAUGGUCCAAAAUUCCUCCUGACCGUUGUGCAGGUCUGAUACGCCACCACAGAAAACGUUUGGUUGAAGUUAUUGCUGCCAAAGGAGGGUCAACCAGUUAUUAAAUCCAAGGGUUCACAUACUUCUCCCACCCUGCACUGUGAAUGUUUACACAGUGUGUUCAAUAAAGACAUGAAAGCGUAUAAUUGUCUGUGUGUUAUUAGUUUAAGCAGACUGUGUUUGUCUGUUGUUGUGACUUAGAUGAAGAUCAGAAAUACAGGUAUUUCCAAAGGGUUCACAUACCUUUUCUUGCUACUGUACAUCUGCCACAUUUAGCAGAAAGGCUUUUCUGUCCUGGCUUUUGGUCUGUUUAUGGUUUUGGAGGGAAUUGUAUGGAAUAUAAAAAGGUCAGGUGUGGAUGGAAAGAGACAAACAUGGAUCAAUAAAAGUUGAGAAUGUACAGUAUUUCAACAGAAGUUCCCAAAGAUACACACACACACACACACACAUAAACACACACACAUAAAAGUAUGGACACACAGAUAACAACUUACACACGCGUCAACCAUAUAAUAUACUCGUGGUAUAACCUCAAGACUUUAGAAAUUAAAUUAGUGAAAAGUGGCCCAUUAUAGCACAUCAAGUUGGUAGAAUACACAGCUCUACUCCUCUAGAACCACAGUCCGGCUGCUUUUCAGUUCUCUCAAUUAACCAAUUACUAUAAUUUAUUUAAUUAUUAAGGCCAUCGACAUAACAAACCACCAAUAUUAGGAACAGUUCACAAAGUGAGACUUUAUAAAUGAGAAAGGAGUAUCCCGUAGCCAGAUAGCAUUCACUUUAAAUUAUCAUUCAGUUUGGCCCCUAAGACGAGGUUCCUAUCUCGUUCCUGUUACUCCUAGCACAAAAACAGCAACUCGACCAAUGGCAUAAAUCAAUGGUGAACUCCAGACACUACCACACACACACACACACACACACACACACACACACACACACACACACACACACACACACACACACACACACACACACACACACACACACACACACACACACACACACACACACACACACACACACACACACACACACACACACA